Messenger RNA from Ruditapes philippinarum (Manila clam), 2829 nucleotides. RefSeq names its product sex peptide receptor-like. The record is from RefSeq and is a predicted model, not a curated record. Gene Ontology annotation, biological process: G protein-coupled receptor signaling pathway. Gene Ontology annotation, cellular component: membrane. Lineage: Eukaryota; Metazoa; Mollusca; Bivalvia; Venerida; Veneridae. Bases 267 to 1409 code for a protein of 380 amino acids. Gene Ontology annotation, molecular function: G protein-coupled peptide receptor activity. The transcript is spliced from 2 exons.
GAAGAACUGGACGCCAUAUUGUGUCGAUAACAGUAUCGGAAAGGUGCGUAGAAACUUCUAGUCGUCGUUUAUUAUAAUGCCAGAAUGGCAUGUCACGUUUAUUCUGAUGUGACUUUGAUAGUUGAUGGAUAUAUAAAAACUCGCAACUUUUGGAAUUUUCAGAAGAAAGCGAAUAGUGAUGUGUAUUGUACAUCUUAGGACAAAAUAUACAAAACAUUACAAUAAUCUAAUUCUCUUGGCGUGACGUCAACUAAGCGCUAACAGACAUGGAACAACAGCCUGAGCAUCUCAAUGUAAUGUUUCACCCGGAAUACGCUGUUCCAGUAUUCGGGUAUGCAGUCCCACCCCUGGCAAUCAUCAUAUUGUUCACCAACUUCUUCAUGGUGUGGAUAUUACUCAAGAGACAUAUGCGAUCACCGGCAAACACUCUUCUCGUCUGCAUUGCUAUAUCCAACACCUUGGCAAUAGUAUUUCCGGUUGCUCCUUUUGUUUAUUUCUACACUCUUGGAUUCUAUGAGGACUUUGUUCCGUUCGCUUGGUGCAGGGCGUUUUUCAACCUCGUUCACGUCUUUCCACUUCUGUGUAACAUGGCUUCAUUAUGGUCAACUGUCGCAUUGGCGUGUAUGCGUUGUUAUUCGGUAUGGCGCCCUCUACAUGCAAAAUCCACCAUAACACCGGUCAGAACGUACAUAACGAUUGUCGCAAUAUAUAUUUUGUCAACACUAGCGUAUACUCCGACAAUAUUUGAAUACACAUUCAUUCCGCUGUCUGCACCAUCACUGAUGAACCCCAACACGACAAUCGUAUCGUGCCACCUACAGCAAACAAGAACCCACUUGUCGGAGUCCUUCUGCAACUUUCAUACAUGGGUUCAGAUUAUUUUCACAUCAUUGCUGCCAUGGUUUCUUAUAACCUUUCCCGACUUCGGACUUUUGUACAAGUUGAAGAAAACAGAAACUGAACGGAAAAUACUGAUGGAUGAAUCAUGCGACCACAGAGAGGAUUCGAAAGAAAAGCCACUUGUGUCAAAGACAAAAUUAAUAUCCGGCAGACGAAUGACGAGUUGGAUGAUUUUCAUCGUUGUUAGCAUGAUCUGGUUGGUAGAGAUUCCAUUUGCUGUCAGUUUUACUUUAUACCAAUCCCACACGAAUGGUGAUGUCAUGCGCAAUCACCUUGGAAGCAGCGUUGUUUUUGUUCUGCUUCUGAAAUACAUAAGCUACCCGAUAAUAUUCAUGAUUUAUUGUUUUAUGAGUCAGAAAUUCCGACAGACAUUUGCAGAAAUGUUCAUGUGCUCAUACAAAAGUAAAUAUUCUCUACACUCUACGAAGAAAGCUUCCAGGGAUUCCUGCUCGGAGUCCAGCAAGAAACAAAGUAUAUCGAAGCUUGCGUCUGUUUCCUCUGAAUGUUGACGUGUAAAUUCAAGAUCGCGGAGCAGCAACGUAAUAAUAACAUGACACACGCGGAGUGCUGAUAUAAAAAAUUUGAAACUUGACGAACGCGGAGUGGCGAUUUUCCAAGAAAAUAAACAUUGAAAAACGCUGAGCGGCGAAAUAUCAAAAAUAUUCAACCAUCGAGGGUGAUUUCACACGAAUAUAGUUUAUAUAUAUACUAUUAUGUGUAAAUUGACAAGGGUAACAAAAACAAGGGUAUCAAAAACACGAUCUUUUUUCAUGCGAUGAAUAUAAAGAUUUAAAAAAAAGAAAUAAGAACAGCAACUGUUGUGCAUUAACAUAUGGAAACAAAUGGAUCAUUUUGUGUGACCGCUAAAGAGAAUUCGAAUGUUGUUCAUUUAUUUCAAGGGCCAACUUAAACAUACUUAAUACUUCUUGUGUAAAUUUGUGCUGACUAUUGUUUGUUUUUUAUUUUAUUUCAAUUCAUUAUCUGCAAUAUUUCUUUUGUAACUUUUAGAUUCAUGUGACGAACUUCCAUAUUUAUAGUUUUAUAAUAUUGUUUUAUCUGGAAAAUUCACUUAAAUUAACAGAUUUAAGUUUUUUAAAUAUUGUUUUAGUAUCUAUGAACAAGUUUAUAGAAAAUUCAUAUAAGGUUUAAACCGUUAUGCUAAAUCUAAUUGCUUUUAAUCUUAUUUAUUUACAAGUGCGUAAUUUAGUGUUUUUAGAAGUAUUUUACGGUUCACAUGUCUUUAAAAUUAGUCAUACAACUUUGAUGUAAUGUUUUACAAUUAGUUUAUGUACUCACGAACUAAUUUAUGUCUUGUUAAAUGAAAUGUACUUUGUAAUAAAUUAAGAAAGCCGUGACCUUACUUUGGAAUACCGGUAGUAUUUGGUCUUAGCAACACGUUUAUUAUUGAUAUAAAUGAAUGGAAAAUUGGUUGUUUGCAAACUUUAACUUACUUCCUAUAUUAAACAUGUUUACUAAAAAGAUGGAACCGUCUUCGUGUAUGACGUGAAGUAAUGGUGACAACAAAUGUUCUCCUUUAGCUAUUCAAAUUAAAACAAUCAAAUGAACCAAAUAUGAAAAAAAGAACAAUGCGUAUUCUAAGUGCUAAGACAAUAAAGGAAUGCCUUUUAAUUAUCUUAAGAAUGAUCUAUAUUUGACCAUUGUGAAUUUGUUGAAUUGAAAAUAGUAAUAUUCAUCACUGAUGUCAUCGUCGUCAUAAUCUUCUUCGCAAUCUUCUUCUCAUUUCUUCUUCAUCAUCGUUCAUUCGUUAUUGUCGUCGUUGCCAUCAUCAUAUACCACUAUCUUCUUUAUCAUCUUCCUCAUCAUCAUAAUCAUCAUCAUCAUCUGUGUUAUCAAUAUAUAUAUUUGAGCUAUUUAUCAUAUUGUUGAAAAUGUGCUAAAAUGUUGAAUAAAUAAAUUUUGUUUUGCUUA